Molecule: messenger RNA, 2011 nt
Organism: Patiria miniata (bat star)
Lineage: Eukaryota; Metazoa; Echinodermata; Asteroidea; Valvatida; Asterinidae
Exons: 6
Coding region: 210-728 (172 amino acids)
Source: RefSeq, a predicted model, not a curated record
GCCCUCAGAAUGUAAGAUGUCUACGUCCAACUAGAACUAGAGAGGGCGCCUGUCAAACUGGUCGAUCGUAAACAAAAGUCAUGCAUGUCAUGAAAGCUGAAAGUUGUGGACGAAACUCCUGAAGUUCAGCAAGAGAGGGAACGUUUUGAGAAAGAACGUUGCAACGUUGACGCACAUUUUCUUCAUAUAUCAUGUCAAUAAAGUAAACUAUGGCGACAGGCGUCCAACAUGACCUGAUGAAGCAGACACAGUGCUUUUGGUCAAUGCUGGAUGAGCUUGCAGAGACCGAUGAAGAUGCAUACAGGAAGUUCAUGGCCACAAACCUCCAAAGAGGACAGCAAGAAUUGACACCGGCCAAGCCAUGGAUGUGUGUCAAGACCCGCAUCAUGUACUGGACGUGUGAACUCCUUCACUGCCACAGUCGGCUACAGAGUAACGCCUUUCGUGGGUUAAAGGAUUAUACCAGGUUGGACUACCGAAGCUGUCUGCAAGUAAACUGUGCCCACAUCACCAGCGCUAAAUGGCAGAAUCACCGGGUGAGGGAGCCCAAAGACGAAAUGAGACACAAAUGCUGCGGACACAAACUUACCCUGGUCCAAGCACAGCACAAGACAUUCAGACAACUCCGACCCAACAAGUCCCGGCUGGUAACGAACAACCUUCCCAGCAGGAACCAACACCACAACCACAGCCGCAACUACAGCCAAGACUCGAUUUCCCACAAAUAAGUGGAGGCAGCAUAGGAAACACCGGCGAGAUCAGCGGUAGCCAGAACCCUAUCAUUGUUGGUUCAAGUGCAGUUAAUAUCACUUACAACAAGCCGUUGGAGGAACGCGAAAUCACCGGACUCCAGGGGCCGCUGAAAGAACUAGAAUUCGUAAACCAGUUGAAGCAGAUUGGCAAUGUUCUUAAAAAGGAAUCCGAACUGAGAAGUUGGUGCCGUGGAUCAAGGCAGGCUGCUGGUCUCAUUCUGGAUCACAUACGAGAGACGCAAGGUGAUGAAGAGGAACUGCAGAGAUUGGCUCGGUUAAUGUUGUGGGACUCUGGUUCAGAAAAUUUGGCUACCAAACUUGUCAGACCAACUAGGGUAAAGUGCAAGAGUAACGAAGACCUGAAAUCACUGAGCUACUUUUUACAGCAUGUCACUCCACCACUUGAAGGUACAGUUUUUUACAUGUAUGUAAGAAAGCAGGAGCUUACCCUUCUCAGGGGAAAUCUUCUGAGUGACAGUAUGAAGUCAGCUAAGUCGAUAGUUGUUUACUACUACUUGUCUGAGCAGGAGGAGGAGGAGCUUAGCCUCCUAGAGGAAACACUUGGUGUGGUGGAUGAACAGCGCCGUGCUCAAUCUCUCUCUCUUGCGUUUUACAUUGAGGCAAAGUCAUGGUUUGACGUGGGGCAUGUAUCACACAGUCUUAUCUGCAUGCAGAAACAAAUAGGCGGGCUUGGUUUGGUUAUGAUGCAACGAUCACCAGAUGAGGUUGUUGAUCUAUUGAAGGCACUGGAAGGAUGCAGGUUGAGUUCCCUCUCACUGCAUUACACCGACCUGCAUGCGCGGAUGCGGGAUGUAAUUAGCCAUGUCAUGAUGUCAUCCCUUACACACUUGCAGCUCCCUGCAUGCAGGUUGGUAGAUGAUGAUGUGAAGGACCUGAUCAGCAUCCUUCCUGCUGGGCAUGGUUUACAAGUGCUUGACCUUGAUGACAAUGCAUUCAGUUUGGAUGCAGUGAGGGCUCUCACCCAUCAUCUCCAAGGUCUCCCUGAGUUACAUAUGUUGAGACUUUGCAACAUCGGCUUCAAUCCUGAGCUCAUCAGACAAGUUGUCAGUCAAGACUUCCCUCACCUGAAGGAAACAACAGAGGGAGUUUUCCAAAAGUCUAAAUAAUCUCCCACCAAGUCAUCACUCUCACCUUGUUCCCUAUGAAUGCACCACGCUCACGAGCCCCAUUAAACUGAAACAAGUAGCAUGUAUGAUGGGUCAUUUUAUGCGAAAUCAGUGCUCUGCAACCCCCCCCCC